Molecule: messenger RNA, 4350 nt
Organism: Limulus polyphemus (Atlantic horseshoe crab)
Lineage: Eukaryota; Metazoa; Arthropoda; Merostomata; Xiphosura; Limulidae
Exons: 13
Coding region: 109-2604 (831 amino acids)
Biological process (GO): transcription by RNA polymerase I
Cellular component (GO): RNA polymerase I transcription regulator complex
Molecular function (GO): protein binding
Source: RefSeq, a predicted model, not a curated record
UUAACUUUAGGCCUACCACUAAGUAUCGAAACUUUUAUUCAUAAUUCUUAGAAAUUUAUACAGUUAAAAAAAAAAUCAUCCUACAUUAUUAGUAAUUAAGAAAGAAAAAUGGUUAAAACAUUUAAAAGAACACAGAAGAGUAAGAAGAAAAAGACAGAAACAGGUGCUGGUGGUCAUGAAAAGAAGAUAAAUGCACAUAAGGAAGAAAUAUACGUAGAUCUUAAUAAGCUUAAGCUCACUUUAAAGCUCUUGGUAGAACAUGACAAGCCUAUUUAUGAAUCUGUUCCAGUUACACAGAAUGUUACUCUCAAAGCAACCCGACCUACAAACUUGGUGACAUCUAAACGCUUGUUGCCAGUUUUGAUGGCAUGUCUCAUGAACCACAGGUAUGAAGCAGCAGCUAAAAUAAUGCAAGCUUUAAGUAUGGUUGUCCACAAUUUAGAUCACAUCAUUUACAAGGGAGGCCUUCAAAUAUUGGAGAAUCAUCCAUCUUCAACUGAAGAACAAAUUCAAUACUUCAUACGCCAGUUGAAGAAUCUAGGUUUCAUUAAUAAAAGAGAAAUUAUAUUGGAACAUCUGAUUUAUCUCUUGAAACAAGGAAAGUUACAGCAAGCCCAAACUGAUGUAAAUCACUUGCUGUCCAGACAUAGAUGUUACAUCAGGAAAAAUCAGGUUGUUGACACUACUAUGAAAGCCUACAUGGGUCUACUUGAUUAUAUUCAGUGGGCUCAUCUUGUAAAUUCUUCACUAGAUCAGACUGAUGAAAAUGAGAAAUGCCUGAGUCAGCAAGCAAUAAAUUGCCAUGCAGAAAAAGCUGUUAAAGCUUUCCAAGAAGUCCUUAAAGUACCAGGGCAGUGGGACAUUUUUGUUCUCAAGCUUGUAGAGAUGUUAGAAUAUGAUAACAGAAUAGAUGAUGCUAUAGCAGAUCUUGAAAUGUAUGCCACCAACAACCCAACACAUCUUCAUAGUCACAUCUACUUAUUUGAAUUUUUAAAAAGACAAGGUAGAGAUCCAGAUAAACAAUUGGAGUGUUUAAAGAAAAUAGUAAGAAUUUCCCCAUCAGACCCAAGAGUUCUUGAGCUUGUUGAUAUGUUAGAACCCAGAGAAAAUGGAAUUGAAAAGUGUAUACGAUUGCUGUUUACCUAUGUAGACCAGUAUCCCAAUAAAACAAGUCUUAAGGCAUGGGAAAAGUUAGCUUCUCUUAUAGCUGAUGUUUACAAAAGGCCAACACAGUCAAAGUUAAACCUUUUAAGAAGAUCUUGGAAGAGUAGGUCUUCCUACUGGCCAGCAUAUCAUUUCAGUUCUAGCUCUCUCCACUUGGAGAAGAAAAAUGGCAUAAAACUGGCUUUGAACAAAGCUAAAGUACUUGCUUUUGUGACAACAGAACAAACAACAUUCUUUGAAUUACUGGAAACUGAGUUUCGAAAACAAAACAAGUCUCAUCGUCUUGAACAGCUGCAAAAGAUUAUAUCCAGUGCUAAAGAUAUCCAGUGGUAUAUCACAGACAGUUCAUCUCAACAGAGCAUAUUCCAAGACUUGGAUAAAAAUGGUGAUGACUUUGAAAAUGAGAUCGAAAACAGUAGUGAAGUAGGGAACCCUGAUAAUGAUCAUGCCAAUCAGAAAAUUUCAGAUCAGGAGAAAAAUAAUCCCUCAGAAGAUACAAUAGGCCAAGAAAAUAGUGAACAGGUAAAUAAGGAAAAAGUGAAACGAAAAAGAAAAAAGGAAAGUAAAAUAAUAAAACAAAACAAAUCUCAUAGUCUGAAGCAGCUACAAAACAAUACAUCCAGUGUCAGAGACAGUUCAUUUCAACAAAGCACAUUCCAAGAUUUAGAUAAAAAUGAGGAGAUUGAAGACAGUAACGAAGCAGAGAAUCCUGAUAAAUAUAAUGCCAAUCAGGAAAUUUCAGAUCAGGAAAAAAAUAAUCCCUUGGAAGAUACAAUAGGCCAAGAAAUUCAAGAAAAUAGUGAUCACGUAAAUAAGAAAAAAGUGAAACGAAAAAGAAAAGAGGAAAGUAAAAUAACAAAACAAAACACAUCUCAUAGUCUGAAGCAGUUACAAAACAAUACGUCCAGUGUCAGAGACAGUUCAUUUCAACAAAGCACAUUCCAAGAUUUAGAUAAAAAUGAGACUGAAAACAGUAACAAAGCAGAGAAUCCUGAUAUAUAUAAUGCCAGUCAGAAAAUUUCAGAUCAGGAAAAAAAUAAUCCCUGUGGAGAUAUGAUAGAUAGUUGCACUUUAUCAGGGCAUAAAAUUCAAGAAAACAGUGAUCAGUUAAGUAAGGAAAAUAUUAGUGAAGCAGAGAACCCCGAUAAUGAUUAUACCGAGAAGAAAAAAUCAAAUAAAAAAAAUAAUAAUCCCUGUGGAGAUAUGAUAGAUAGUUGUACUUUAACAUGGGAUGAAAUAAAAGAAAAGAAUGAUCAGUUAAAUACGGAAAAUUCAAAACGAAAAAGAAAAAGGGUAAAAGAAAUGAAACUAUGUGAAAGCUCGUCAGCAAUGGCUGAAGAACUUAGUAACAAUGAAGAGUUUGAAAAGUGUCAAGUUCCUGAACUUGAAAAUAGUUACAUUACUAAACAAAAUAAGAAGAAAAAGCACAGAAGAGAGUAAAGAAAAAAUUGUGACCACAGUACUAGUAAAAACAAAUAAAUGAAACCACUGAGAUAAAAUAUGUCAAAGAAUAAUCCUGGAUUUAAAUGUGAAACAAUUUUUUUUUCUUUCGAAAAACUUGUGUUUAAACAGGUAUGAAAUUAAUUAACGUAUGUGACUUCUUUUGAAGUUAAUGGAAUAAGUCCAACAUUAUGUCAGCAAACUGUACGCUUUAUACAUUACCAGUUGUGCUUAUGGGUUGAACAAUAUUGUACAGAAAAGUGCAAAAUAAAUAUUGUUAAAAACUGUAUAACAAAAAGUACUUUUGCUCUCAUUUUCCAAAAUUCAGAUAUAAUUUUGUAAUUUCAUUGGUUUUAUCAGUAUUUGUAUUUUCUCAAUUUAUGAAAAUGAUAGGUUCAGGAGUUGCAUCUUAACACACAAUUUUAUAAAAUUCCUGUUAAGUUGCUGUAUUUUAAGCUUAAAAGUAUUGUAUUAAAUAUAAUAAACUUUAUUUACAUUAUAAACUCUGCUAAUAAGAGUUUUAUGAAUUUAUGACAAUAAGUACAUUUAGCCAGUUUGUUAUUAUACACGGUGGUGCAAAUGUUGUACCCCAUAGAGAUUGUGAAUAACAAUAAAACAAAAAUACUUUUUUGUUUAUUAAAGUAAAUGUUCUGCUAGCCAGCAAUUCAAAUGUUUACUUUAAUAAACAGAAAAGUAAUUACUUUUGUUUCAUUGUUAUUCACAAUCGCUAUGGGUAGAUCCUGUAGAUGUAGUUAGUUACUUUUGAUCAGAUAUUCCUAUAAAAUAUAUUUUAAACAUGUUUAGAAAAGCUAGGACAUGAGCUUUUAUUUUCUGCCUACAUUUGAAAAGAUAUCUUAAGUAGAACAAAAUAUAUUUUUUCAGUGUGUUAAUUCAUAUUUGUCUAGGUAUGAAAAUUAACACAAAAACGAACAUACACAUGUAUGUAGGACAUUUGAACUUAUGCCACUUAAUUGUUUCUCGUAUGAAGAAAAUGACAAUUUCUUUAAAUUUUUAUCAAGAACAUUGGCCUACUCGAUGUUAUUUUUUUACAUAUGAAAAUACUUUAAAUAGGUGUGUUAUAAUAAAAAAUUUCAUGUAAUUCCUAAUGUAUCAGAACAUUCUAAAGCAUGUAUUUAAUAUAAUUGUAUAUCGUUAUCAUACAGUAGCAUUGUGAAAUGAUUUAGGUAUAAGAAAGGUUAUGUAUACACUGUUGAUGUCUAGUUAACCAUAAGUUCUUUUAAAAACAUCAUUUGCUUUAAAUCACCUUAUUACACCUAUACACACACACACACACACACUGUAUUAUAUAUCAGUAUUAAAAAAAAAGUUUUUAGUUAUCUGUAGAGGUUUGAAACAUUUUGAAAAGAUGCCAAUUUGUAUUAUAGGUAGUAACCAACAAAAAAUGUUAGUACUCUUUGAAACUUUUUUUUGAAAUAAAUUUAUCAAAAAUCAGUGUUCAUAAUAUUUUAUAUAGAAAGGUUGUGUAUUCAAAAUCAGAAUGUUAAUUUCAUACCUUAAUCGCAUAUUGCCCCUCAGUGGUAAAUCAAAAGGCUUAUUAAUGCUAAAAACCGGGUAUCAAUAUCAAUGAUAGGCACAGCACAUAUAGCCAGUUGUGUAACAACAAAGAAAUCAUUAUUAUAUGUUAAAUUAAGGUAUUUAUCCAAUUAUCACCUGUUGGUUUUAGUGAAAGUUAAGUAACAUUACUUGUUUUAUGGUAGAUUUUAAAAUAAAUUGUAUGGGUUCUGU